This is a messenger RNA of Ilyonectria robusta, 1083 nucleotides long. RefSeq names its product putative iron transferase. Gene Ontology annotation, biological process: iron ion transmembrane transport. Lineage: Eukaryota; Fungi; Ascomycota; Sordariomycetes; Hypocreales; Nectriaceae. The record is from RefSeq and is a predicted model, not a curated record. The transcript has 4 exons. The coding region runs from base 1 to 1083 and encodes 360 amino acids. Gene Ontology annotation, cellular component: high-affinity iron permease complex; plasma membrane. Gene Ontology annotation, molecular function: ferrous iron transmembrane transporter activity.
AUGGCUGUCGAUGUCUUUGCGGUGCCCGUCUUCCUGGUCGUCUUCCGAGAGACCAUUGAGACCGUCAUUAUUGUCUCCGUCCUGCUCGCCUUCCUGAAGCAGACCCUCGAUGGCCCCAAUGGCGACGUCAAGACUUACAACCGUCUGAGGCGCCAGAUCUGGCUCGGCGUCGGUAUCGGAUUGUUCAUCUGCUUGGUCGCUGCCGCCGCCCUCAUUGGCGUCUUCUACACCGUUGGCACCGACCACUGGGGUCGGAAGGAGUUCUACUACGAGGGCGCCUUCAGCCUCUUCGCCGCCCUCAUCAUCACAGUCAUGGGCGCCGCCCUCCUGCGCAUCGGCAAGAUGCAGAACAAAUGGCGCCUCAAGCUCGCCAAGGCCCUCGAGUCGCCCAUGAAGCUUGGCUCGCAGGGCUGGUUUAAGAACUUCUGUGAGCGCUAUGCCAUGUUCGUCUUGCCCUUCAUCACCGUCCUUCGUGAGGGCAUCGAGGCUGUAGUAUUUGUGGCUGGUGUCUCAUUCUCCGCCUCGGCCAAGGCCAUCCCGCUGCCUACGGUUGUCGGCCUCAUUUGCGGCUGUCUCAUCGGUUACCUCUUGUACAAGGGUGGUUCCACCGCCAAGCUCCAGCUCUUCCUCGUCGCCUCCACUUGCCUCCUGUACCUCGUCGCCGCCGGUCUCUUCUCCCGCUCCGUCUGGUAUUUCGAGAACCAGAAGUGGAACGAGUACGUUGGUGGUGAGGCUGCCGAGUUCGGAGCCGGCGCUGGCUCGUAUGAUAUCGACCAGAGCGUUUGGCACGUCAACUGCUGCUCUCCCAACGUUCCCAACAACGGCGGCUGGGGCAUCUUCAACGCCAUCCUUGGCUGGACCAACUCGGCCACCUACGGCUCUGUCAUCUCGUACAACCUGUACUGGCUCUGCGUCAUGAUUGGCUUCAUCGUUAUGCGAUUCCACGAGGUCCAUGGCCACUAUCCCUUGAUGAAGGCAAAGGCUGCUGCCCCUCCUCCCGCCCAUGCCGACGACAGCAGUGAGAGCCAGGUCGCUGCGCAGACCGACAAGAAUACCACCAACGAGAAGACGACUACGGUUUAA